AUGAAUGAUCUAGGAAGUAGUAAAGGAAUAAAGAAUAAUGCUAAAGAAAUAAUGAGACCAUCUUUGACAUCAUCAUUUUCAAGCAAUGAAUCUCCAAGGAUUAGAGGAAGAAGAUCACAAGUAUUUAAUAAAGGUCAAAAUAUUACUUCCCCUCCAGUGACAACUACAGCAACAGCAGCAACAGCUUCUAUCCCUAAUUUGGAUCCAACUUCUUGGAUACGAAGUGCUUCUACAUCUAGUCUAAGGCGGUUGAAAAAAGCUCAUACGGACUCAACUAUUAAAACAAAUAAACAUAUCUCUUCCAGUUCAACUGUCAAUAAUGCCACUACAAGCAAAGCAGCUGCAUCUGCAUCUGCCACGAAUCCUUGUGUUUCUACUAAUACACCUGGUUCCUCAUCCACACCGGCAACAACAAGUAAAAAUUUAGACAUUCUUUCAUCUCCAUCCCGUAUCGCUUCUGAAACCGAGAUUCUGAUGACCAAAAUUCAUAUAUCAAGACCCAAAAUAUCCUCACAACCGUACUCCGAUUCUUUAUUGGACAACUUCUGGGAUCCAACAAAUUCAAAACUGAUUGAUCACACAGCCAAUCUCGGUCCUGAAGAUGAUUUCGUGCAUUCUAAUCCAAAUCCUUUGAAAAGCCAAAACUUCCUUCAUGGUAACAACACCAAAUCAUCAACAAAGAAAAGUGUUGAGUUGGAUGACCCUUCACACAAUGUAUCCAGCGACAUAGAUGAAGAUAUAGUCGUGGAUGUCUUGCCAUCUUUUGAAAUGUACAACGCCCUGCAUAGACACAUCCCACAAGGGAACGUGGAUCCAGAUAUCCAUGAGUUACCACCAAGUUAUAUGGAGGCUGCAAAUCAUAAUGAAUCUAUGCCUAAUUCAUAUAUAAGAGACAUGCCCGUUGAUACAAACUAUCAUGCACAAAAUGGUACAACGGCAGUGUCUUCUAUGGAAACUACCAUUAACAACUUGAGACCCUUGGCUACUCAAGUGUUAUCAUUGAACAAUACUGAAUUCGCUCCAAGUACCCUAAAUAGAACCUCAAACAACAUGUACCGUGAUAAUGGGACACAGAUUGAAGAUGAUUUAAAUGUUAAUGAUAAUAUCGUGAUAGAUAAACUGUAUUCCUUGCCAAAACGAUCAACACCAAUAGAAAUCGCUAUUAAGAUUACUAAACAUGUUUCCUUGCCACCAUAUAAGCCUGAGGAGGAGUCUAUCUUAAAGGAAUAUACAUCAGGCGACACUAUUCAUGGUUACUGUGUUAUUGAAAAUAAAUCUAAUGAGCCAAUCAAAUUUGAAAUGUUUUAUGUUACAUUGGAAGCUUACACCUCGGUAAUAGAUAAGAAAAGGGGUACAAGAACAGUAAAACGGUUUUUAAGAAUGGUCGAUUUAAGUGCAUCAUGGUCAUAUACAAAUAUUGAUAUUGCAUCUGGGUUAAGAUACAAAUGUAGAGCUAAGGAUUUUGAUGAUGCAGUCUUGGGCUUAAAUAACAAUAGAAUCUUAGAACCAGGAAUUAAAUAUAAGAAAUUUUUUGUCUUCAAGUUCCCCAAGCAAUUAUUAGAUACUACAUGUAAACAAGAGCACUUUUCUCAUUGUCUUUUACCUCCAAGUUUUGGUAUAGAUAAAUAUAGGGAUAAUUGUAAAUAUUCAGGUAUUAGAGUUAAUCACAUUCUUGGAUGUGGUCAUUUGGGCACAAAGGGUUCUCCAAUUUUAACAAAUGAUUUCUGUGAUGACGAAUUAUCCAUAAAUUACACAAUAGAUACAAGAAUAGUGGGUAAGGAUCAAAAAACACAAAAACUGAAUAUUAUGAAAGAACAUGAAUAUAAUAUCAGAUUUAUUCCAUUUGGAUUCCAUUCUCCUUUAAUAGGUGAAAAAAAUCCAGAGACACAAUUGAAGGAUUUGGAAAUUCUAAUUGAAGAAAGAUUGAAAGUCUUGCGUACAAUUUUUGACAGAUUGAAUCAGAAUGAACCGAUAAAAAAUGUAGAUAUUCAUGGAACAGAUCUUGUAGGUACAAUCGAUGAUAACGCAGAAUUGGAUUCUGAUGAAAUUUUGGCGAGAAAAUUGGAUCAAUUGCAUGUUAAGAAUAGAUUAGACUAUAAUGAUCACACACAGUCGCCAUAUGAUGAUAUUAAGAAAUUUGAAAGAAGGGAAGAUAUUGUGGAAGCAGAAUUAAAAUAUAGAAUUAAGGGUAAAUCUAGUUCCAAGAUUGGAUUAUUCUCCAGUUUUCUUUCAAAUUCAGGUUCCUCCUCUUCUUCUUCCUCAUCUACAUCAUUGGCUAAUUCGGUUAACAAGUCAGAGAGAAAGAACGAUCAAAAUUUUGAAGAUCGUUCAACUAUAAAAGAAAAAAUAUCAAGUCAUAGAAAUUCAGACAAAACAGGUAUGAUUCUGGUUGGUGCAGUGAUUCCGUCUCGCGCUUUACCAUAUCAUGUUCCAUCACUUUUACAUAAGACAAAUACUUUUGAAAAUAAAAGUAAAUAUGCCCAAGAUAAUUGGAUAAAAUUAACUAGUUUAUUAACAGAUGAAGAGAAGACAGAACUAGAUAAGAUUAAAAUCAAUUUGACAUGCUUACAAUCGAAUAAUAGUGUAGGCCAUGAUCCACCAGAAAUUCAAUCUAUCAGUACAGAAUUAGUAAUCAUUACAGUAAAGUCAGAAAACUCAAUUCCAGUUAAAUUAUGUUUAAAUACAUUACUAGAUUCAAAUAAGUUGAGCCAUAUGAAAGGCAAAUUUGCAAAAUACAUGGCACAAAUUAAAUUAGAUUAUGAAAAUUUUAGAAAGAAUAAAACAAAAUUAAAUGAACUAUAUAAUAUGAACCGUUUACCGUCAGAUAGAGAACAAUCAUUGAAUUUUACUAACUUUAUUCCAAAUCAGUUAUAUUGUAAUGUGGAAAGUUUAGCAAAUUUGCAAGUUAAAAUUCAAUCACAUAAUGAUAUUUUCAAGAAACAGGGUGAAAUAACUAAAUUUUCGAAAAAACAUAGUAGUAAUAGUUCUGCUCAAGGGUGGGUGAAGAAAGAACCCUUUCAUUAUGAAAAGGAAUUUGAGAUACCUUUACAAUAUCUCCCUAAUUUGACGUACACACUUGUGCCUAGCUUUGAAAGUUGUUUAUGUUGUAGAUUUUACUGCAUUCGUGUCAAUAUUAAAUUUCACCAUAUUGGAUCUGUUAGUGUGAAUAUUCCGAUUAAUGUCAAAAAUUUUCAAGCAUAA
Arxiozyma heterogenica is the source of this 3201-nucleotide messenger RNA. RefSeq lists its product as uncharacterized. Gene Ontology annotation, cellular component: ubiquitin ligase complex. Gene Ontology annotation, biological process: protein monoubiquitination; protein polyubiquitination. The record is from RefSeq and is a predicted model, not a curated record. NCBI's taxonomy places the organism in Eukaryota, Fungi, Ascomycota, Saccharomycetes, Saccharomycetales, Saccharomycetaceae. The transcript has a single exon. The coding region runs from base 1 to 3201 and encodes 1066 amino acids. Gene Ontology annotation, molecular function: ubiquitin-ubiquitin ligase activity.